Molecule: messenger RNA, 1197 nt
Organism: Adineta steineri
Lineage: Eukaryota; Metazoa; Rotifera; Eurotatoria; Adinetida; Adinetidae
Source: the annotation of a GenBank genome assembly
AUGCAUUAUCUCAAAGAUUAUCUUGAAUUACUUGAACCAUUACGUGACAUAAUGAGAGAAAAAUUUACAUUAAUGCGUGAAAGUGAUUUAAAAUUACAAGCAGAAUUUUCUCAGUUAGAAGAAGAUUCAUCAGAAUUUCUUAAUAAUUAUCGUGUCUAUCAAAAACAAUCUUCACUAUCACCAACAAAAUCAAAAAUACAGACAGAUCGUUCAAUAAUACUAACAAAUGAUCAAUCUCUCGAAAUGACUCCUGAGCAAUUAGCUGCUCAGCAACAAAAACAAACUGAAUAUAAUAAACUUAUUGAAAGACAUGAAGAAUUACUUAAAAUGAAUACUGUGAAAAUUAGUUUAGCGAAUGAUUCUCAUGAAUUUGUUGAACGAUAUUUUAAAAAACUUGAGAAUGAUUUACAUAAAUUUAAAAUGGAACUUGAAGCUGAUUAUUCAGGUUUAACAGAAGUUUUAGAAAAACGUACGUUAAAAUCACUUUUUUUCUUCAUUGAAAAAUACCGUUUUAUUUUAGGCUUUGCUAAUGAAGAUUGUAAUGACUAUGAGAAUAAAAUGGGAGAAAAUGGUAUUCUUGAUCCAUCCCUAAUCGAUAUAGAACCUUUAUUUGAUUCAUUCGAUGAUCUAACAAUGCCAAAAUCAUUAACACAUGAUUUACCAUUGAAUUGUGUAACUUCACAAGCUCAUCGUUUAUCAACUGGUCCAAAUUCAUGCCAUCCAUUGUCAUUACUGAAUCGAAAAUCACAUCAACGUUUGUAUUCGAAUUCAUUAUCAUCAUCGUCAUCACGUGGUCGUAAACGUUUACAAAGUGCAUCAUCAACAAAUAACAGUGAAAAACGAAAACGAAAUACUCUUAAUGAUUCUCAUGAUUUUCAUCAAAGUGAUACUGAAGAAUCAUUAUCAAAUCAUUUUUUUAAUUUAAAACAUACACCAUAUGAUAGUGAAACAUAUGUCGAUUUAGAUCCAUUAAAUGUUCUAUCAAAUUUAAAUGAACAAACAACAGAAAAUAUUGAUGAACGACGUUAUUGUAUUUGUAAUCAAAUUAGUUAUGGUGAUAUGAUUGCAUGUGAUAAUCCAACAUGUCGUCGAGAAUGGUUUCAUUAUCCCUGUGUAGGUAUUAUAACACCACCAAAAGGAAAAUGGUUUUGUACUGAAUGCACUCAAAUAUUACAGCAACAAAAUAUGCAUAAAUAA